AGGCUGGACGUGAUACCGGAGGCACGAUGUACCGGCUGACUCUGAUUUCUCUUUGUCUCUUGGCAGGCGUAGCGGGGUCCCUUGCCGUGCCCACCAAACUAGAGUCGACCAAAGAGGCGACUCAACCGAAAAUCACCUACAGCAAAGAGACGCUCACCCAAGAUGGCGAAGACGUGAAGCUGGAUUGCGCCGUCGUGGGGGUCGAUCUCGCUGGUGUCGAGGACUUCGGCGUUUCCUGGAGUAAGAUCGACGACGAAAACCCGACCAACUCGUACCCGAUCUCAGCCAAUGACAAGAUCCUCCUCUUCAGUAGCAAGUACACGAUCGACCACCCUGCCGACUCCUACCAGUACUCUCUCGUUAUCAAGGAAGUUAGUGAUGAAGACACAGGCAAGUACCGUUGCACCGUGAACUUCGGAGGCGAGCAGAAGAUCAACGCGGAGGUUCCUGUGCACAUUCAGAGAUCCCCCUUUUUCACCGAUGAUUUUACCAAGACGCUUACGGUCACUGAGGGCGACGCCAUCAGCAUUGACUGCCAGCCCGGAGGAUGGCCCAAGCCCGACGUCUACUGGGAGCGCCUUGGCCAGGAACUGCCCUACUAUGGCGGUAAAUUCUUCAAGUCUAACCAACUGGACAUUCCGUUGAUCGAGCGUGACCAUGAGGGACACUACGUCUGUUAUGCGGACAACAACAUCGGAGAUCCUGCUAAUUCCCACAUCAUCCUUGAGGUCCAAUUCGCACCUGAAGUCAUUGUCGAAGAGAAACAGGUCUUUGCCUCCCCGAGUGAGCCAGUCAAGAUGGCCUGCACCGUGUUCGCCAAGCCCGCUGCUGACAUCGCCUGGUACAAGGAUGACCAGGCUAUUCUCGGAGGAGCCAACAUGAAAAUUAGCAAGAUUGAACUAGAAGAAGGCAAGGGAUUCACCACAACCCUGUCCAUCGGCGAAACCUCAGCGGAGAACUUCGGAAGCUACUCCUGCAGAGCCGUGAACGUGAUUGGCAAGACUGAGCAGAACAUCGAAGUCAGGAUGAAGUCCGCCCCCCUGAUCGUGAAGCAGUCGCGCUCAGAGGUGCUCUACGACCUGGAGAAGACGAAGCUUCGCGACGCCCUCCCGGUGGUGAUCGAGUGCGAGGCCGAGGGCAACCCGACCCCCGACUUCCGCUGGACCAAGGACGGUGCGCAGCUGGUGUGGCAGGCCGACCCCCGGUUUGAGCUCGAGGAUGGCACCGGCAACCUGCUCAUCUCCGACCCGACCAUGGACGACAACGGCCUCUACCAGUGCUUCGCCUACAACGAGCUCGGCACCGCCGUCGGCGACCCCGUCUACCUCCUCAACACCACCAGGAUCGAGUUCUCAAACAACAAGGACGACACGGAUUUGUACCCGGUCGAGGCCGAGAUCGGGCGUCCCUACAAGCUGUCGUGCCCCAAGGCCACCGCGUACCCGAAGCCCAGCCUGAACUGGGUCAAGGCCAUCACCCACGAGGCCCAGAUCGAGUUGGAGUUCGUGAGCGACGAGCGCAUCGUGGCCGACCCCGACGGCAACCUGUGGUUCACGCACGUCAUGGAGGAGGACGCCACCGGAGACAAGUUCAAGUACAUGUGCCUCGGCUCCACGGAGUUCGAGCCCACCGACUACUCCAUCGCCUCCAUGAUCGAGCUCACCGUCGUCAAGCCGGCUGACGGAAACGUCAAUUCCGAGGAGCAGUCCGUUAACGUCGAGUCCUUCAGGAUGUACACGUCGCCGGAGACGGUCACCUUCCAGGCUGAGCAGGAGAACACGCUCUGGUGCAUCUACGGCGGCGAACCCGUCCCCUCCGUGGAGUGGCGCCGCACCGACGGUAAGACCUUGGACAAGGAGCGGUUCCUGACGCGCAACUUCGGCCGCACGCUCGUCUUCAAGGACACCAUGCUCAACGACGCCGGCGAGUACGAGUGCAGAGCCGGUAAUGGCGUCGGAGAUUUCAAAUCGACCAAAAUCCAAGUCGAUGUAGAGCUGAAGCCCACCUUCAGGAGCGAGCUGGCCUCCCAGACGGUGCGGGAGGGCGCCACCGUCACCUUCACGUGCGACGCAGAGGCCACUGGGGAUGUCAUGUACAACUGGAUCUUUAAUGGCCGCGUCAUGUCCAAGGAUGGUCACCAUCGCCGCACGCUCACCGGGAAUAAGCUCACCAUCAACGACGUUUCCAUGGUUGACGUUGGCAACUAUGCCUGCAACGCCACCAGCGACACUGGCUAUGCUUACGGCCAGGCUAUCCUCAAUGUUAUCCCCGUGGACCGCAGUGCAGGCGGCGGCGGCGGCUCAUGCAGUGACGUCACCGAACUGAAGAAGGAGAUCUCCGCCCUCCGCGAGACUGUGGGCACGAUGCACAACCUGCUGCAGGAGCACUUCACCCUCACGCAGCACAACCACGAGAAACUCCACAAGAUCGCCGAGAACAUGGGCGUCCCUGAGAUCAUCCAGCACGACAUGGCACCGGAGGAGGAAAUGCCAAUGGGCGAGGCCGUGGAGAAGGCCGAGGAGGAGAUGACGACAGAGGAAACCGCCAGCGCUUGAACGGCCGCGGGAAGCGAUGGCCGGUUCUGAAACUUUUUUUUUUUUUUCAAUAUUUGUAUGUAUGUGUGUGACACCUGUUAGCAGGUCGGUUAUUUUGUCGUUUGUGUAAGCUUUUUUGUGGAUUGGCAAACAAGAUAACUGUCUUUUUGUUAUAUAUAUGCAUAUACAUUAGGGAACACUUUUUACUAUGUCAAAUAGAUUAUUUGAUGAAUUGUGGUCCGCGAAAAUAUAUAUACCGGUGGCCCUCAUGAGAUUGGCUCUGGCGCUUUGCAUGGCCAGAGUGCAGUCGCUCAGCCACAGUUAGUAGUUGUAACUUAGGGCAUUCUGUGCAAUACAUAUAUUGUCAUGUUCCAAAUACAUUUUAAGAGGUACA
Molecule: messenger RNA, 2928 nt
Organism: Penaeus chinensis
Lineage: Eukaryota; Metazoa; Arthropoda; Malacostraca; Decapoda; Penaeidae
Product: hemicentin-1-like
Exons: 13
Coding region: 27-2555 (842 amino acids)
Source: RefSeq, a predicted model, not a curated record